AUGAAUCUUUUACUGUCGGCCGUCGCUAUUGCAGCUGCCACGGUUGCCUCGGCUCAGGAAUCAUACCCAGUCAUUGGUGGUGACUGUAAAGUCUUCCCAGGCGAUGCAGCAUGGCCUUCAGAUGCCGAAUGGGCGAGUCUCAACGAAACCGUCAGUGGUAGACUUGUCAAGACUGUGCCAUUGGGCUCUCCAUGCCAUGAUCCAAACUAUAAUGCUACCUUGUGCGAGGAGCUCAAGGACGAGUGGCUGAUGGAACCCAUUCAUUUCAACUCCACCUCGUCCGUCAUGGCCCCCUUCUUCGCCAACCAGAGUUGCGAUCCCUGGCAGCCACAGUCGCGGCCGUGCGAGCUGGGCAAUUACGUGCGCUACGCCGUCGAUGUUGCCGGGGCAGAGGACAUUCAGGCGACGAUAGCAUUUGCCCGGGAAAAUAACAUCCGCUUCGUCAUACGCAACACCGGACACGAUUUCAACGGACGUUCAACGGGAGCGGGGGCACUGUCGGUUCGUACCCAUGGGCUCAAGGAUAUCGAGUUCAUCGACGAGUGGGUAGGUGUGGAAUACACGGGGCCAGCCGUCAAGGUCGGUGCCGGCGUCCAGGGCUUUGAGAUUGUGACGGCGGCCAACAGCCAAGGCCGUGUCGUUGUCACGGGCGAGUGUCCGACUGUUGGACUUGCAGGAGGCUACACGCAAGGAGGUGGCCACUCUGCACUGAGCAACUCGUACGGUCUGUCAGCGGACAAUGUCCUGGAAUGGGAAGUAGUAACUGCCGAUGGCCAAUUCUUGAUCGCCAAUGAGACCUCGAAUCCAGAUCUUUUCUGGGCAUUGCGAGGUGGAGGACCCGGGACAUAUGGCGUCGUCACCUCGCUGACGGUGAGGACACACCCCGACGCCAUCGUCAGCGGGGCCGCAUUGUCCUUCUUGUCCAACUCGACCACUACGGAAACAUUUUGGCACGCCGUUCAGACUUUUCAUGAACUCUUGCCGGCCAUGGUCGACGCCGGCGUCAUGCUGGUCUAUACUAUCAAUACUGAGGCUUUCGGUAUCCCGUUCCUGACAGCCUACAACAAGACGGCAGCGGAAUGUCGCGAGGUUCUGAGCCCCUUCUUGGAGAGCCUCGGAAAACUAGGAAUCAAUCCUACAGUCUCUUUUACCGAGUCUCAAUCAUAUCUUGAACACUACAAUGAGACCUUUGGUCCUCUCCCGUGGGGCGGUCUUCCCAUCGACCAGGGUCUUUUUGGUGGUCGCCUUGUACCCCGUGAUAUUGUUUCCAACAUUACAUCAUUGGCAUUCCAAGAACUCGCCAAUCUUGGCGUGGCCGUGACGGGCGUCAGCUUGGACGUGAGUCGCUUUGGCUCAACCGAGACCACGAGCGUGGUGCCGGCGUGGCGCAGCUCAUUGAUCCAUGCCGUGCUGAACCUACCAUGGAGCUUCACGGCGCCCUGGAGCGACAUGGUGGCCCAGGUGAGCAAGAUGACGGAGCAGGCCAUGCCCAUCCUCGAGGCCGCGACCCCUGGCAGUGGGGCCUAUGUCAACGAAGCCGACUUUCAGCAACCAAAUUUCCAGGAGGUCUUUUGGGGGACCAACUAUGAGAGGUUAUUGGCAAUCAAGGCCAAGUACGAUCCGGAAAACUUCCUUUAUACGCGCAUCGCCCCUGGCUCAGAAGCUUGGACCGUAGCAGACGAUGGAAGAAUGUGUCGAUCUUUGUGA
This is a messenger RNA of Pestalotiopsis fici W106-1, 1707 nucleotides long. RefSeq lists its product as uncharacterized. The transcript is spliced from 5 exons. Gene Ontology annotation, molecular function: FAD binding; oxidoreductase activity. Lineage: Eukaryota; Fungi; Ascomycota; Sordariomycetes; Amphisphaeriales; Sporocadaceae. Bases 1 to 1707 code for a protein of 568 amino acids. The record is from RefSeq and is a predicted model, not a curated record.